AUAUUUCAAAAAUCACACACAAAAAAUCCAUACCAAAGCAAAAAAAAAGGUUCAAAAAGAGUAUUGUAUAGCUGGCAUGGCAAAGAGCAAAGACGGUUCGCUACUUAACCGGUUGAGACAAGCCGUGAAUAAAGUAAGAUUCGUGUUAAGUUUCCAGAUAAACAGCCUCUGGGGUCUCGUACCGAUGCUUGGUUCUUCCUCUUCUUCUUCGUCAAUUCGGUUAAGUUUCAACGAUAGACCCGGUUUAACGGCGGCUUUUGCAGAGAAUGAACCGGAAUCAACUGGUUCUUCAAGGGGAGCGUUGUAUAGAACCGUGAGUUAUGAUCAAUCUUCAGAUGAAGACAUAGACAACAAAGCUGAGAUGUUCAUAGCUAAUUUCUACAGACAGCUUAAGAUUGAGAGACAAAUCUCUCUGGAACUUAAAUAUUGCCAGGGUAAUAAUCAGAGUUUCAACUAUAGAUCGCCUUAAUCAAUGUUCAUAUUUUUAUUUAUUCAUUCGUUUAUUUGGUUGUUAUACUAAGUAACUAAGAUCCUAUAAUUUUCAUUGGGUCUUAGCUGAUGAUGAGAGGCCUGCUAUUUUUUUUGUAAUGGUAGGCUUAUCCAUUAUCAUUAGUGAGUCACAUUUGUUCAUUUACAUUUAUAAUUAAUUAAUGUAACCAUGAGAGACAAAUGUGAUGAUGUAAUGUCAUGUUAUUGAUUCGAGUAUUAAAAUUUGUAUUGCUUG
Molecule: messenger RNA, 724 nt
Organism: Arabidopsis arenosa
Lineage: Eukaryota; Viridiplantae; Streptophyta; Magnoliopsida; Brassicales; Brassicaceae
Source: the annotation of a GenBank genome assembly